ACGAUAGUUUUCGUCCAAAAGAAAUUUUCUCCGCGUCUGCCGCGUAACUCAACAAUGGAGUUUAUAACACGGUGUCAGUGCAUUAGAUUUUCAGAUUUUAUUUAAAAUUUCAUCUAGAAAACGGCAAACUUGCUAAACGUAUUCAUUUACUUCAAAAAUUCGUCGAUUGUCAGACAAUAAGAUUGUGAGACACUUGUUUCUCACCCACGAGAAAAUGCUCGUUCUCGUAUAACGAUACUCGAUAAGUGGUUACGUGGGUAUCAUAAUGAUGAGGUGACACCUGGUCCUGCCAUGCGGAACAGGUUAGUCACUGUUAUUUUCGGCUCUCUUGUUCUGUGGGGCUUCAUCACAUAUUUUUUGAUUUCUGAUGAACCAGUGAAUAAAGAACGAGAUACGGCUAAAGUAUCAAAUCAGAUUAGUAAAUUGGAAAGGAGAAUAAAGCAAGAAAUAGCAUUGAAUCAGGAACUCCUUGAAGAUAUCAAAGAAGAUAAACAACGUAAAAAAAAAGUAGAUAUUGUAAAUACAAAUGCAGAUGAGAAACAAAAGGAUAUAAAUCAUGUCAACGAAGACAAGCUUCUCUUUGAAAAGGAGGAAAAGGAUAUUAAUAAUAAUGAUAAAAAUGCACAGCAAAUAGAGCCUAUGUAUUCAAGUGAAGCCUCUUAUAAUGUUCCUAUGAAGGGAAAGCUACCAAAUGGAUCUCCGAUAUUAGCAAUUUUGGUGUUUUCUUGUAAUCGCAUUACUGUACAGAGGUGUCUUGAUCAGUUGAUCAAAUACAGGCCCAGCGUAGAACAAUUUCCAAUUAUUGUCUCGGAAGAUUGUCAACAUCGACAAACUGCUGAUGUUAUUGCCAGAUAUGGAAAUCAAAUAGUGCACAUACAACAACCCGAUCAAUCGGAUAUCGAAGUACCUCCGAAAGAGAAGAAAUUCAAAGGGUAUUUCAAAAUUGCACGCCAUUAUGGAUGGGCUCUUAAUUAUGUAUUCUUUCAACUUAGAUAUGAUACUGUGAUAAUAGUUGAAGAUGAUUUGGACAUAGCCCCAGAUUUUUUUGAAUAUUUUUUGGGCACAUAUCCUCUAUUAGUAUCUGAUAAUUCUCUAUGGUGUGUGUCUGCGUGGAAUGAUAAUGGUAAAGCUGGUUUGGUCGACGACAAUGCAGCAGAUGUAUUAUAUAGAACAGACUUUUUCCCUGGAUUAGGCUGGAUGUUAACGCGUCAAUUAUGGACUGAACUUUCACCGAAAUGGCCGAAAUCAUAUUGGGAUGAUUGGAUAAGACAACCUGAACAACGUCGAAAUAGAGCCUGUAUUCGACCAGAAAUAUCUAGAACUAGAACGUUUGGCAAGACGGGAGUGAGCAAUGGAAUGUUCUAUGAAAGGCAUUUAAAGUAUAUCAAGCUGAACACAGAAUUUGUGCAUUUCACAAAAAUGAACUUAACUUACUUACUAAAAGACAAUUAUGAUAUAAAUUUCGUCAAUGAAGUGUACCAAUCAACGGUAGUGAGUUUUUCUGAAUUGAAAAGUGGAAAAGUUGUGGCACCUGGCGCCGUACGAAUUCCUUAUUAUUCUAGACAAGCGUACAAAAACACUGCCAAGCAGUUUGGAUUAAUGGAUGAUUUCAGGAGUGGUGUACCAAGGACUGGCUAUCGUGGAGUGGUCACGUUCUAUUACAAGGGACGACGAGUACAUUUAGCGCCCAGUGCAAACUGGAAUGGUUAUGACACAACAUGGAGCUAACAAAAGAUUCGAUAUUACAUCCCCCUUUUUAGACUUAAACGACUAAUUGCUUCCAUAAGAUCGUUCGUUGAAAUCGAAUGAAUAUUUUAACUACAUUGAAAACACAUGACACAUGAAUGUUUAUUAGUUAUAAGUGUUGCCAGUCGAAUUUGUGUCAACGAAUUCAUCAAGGAUUAACGGCUGCUUGUAAUUUUUCUUAUAGAAAAUUCCUCAGCGAAAUUUGGGUAAAUAUUGUUACGUAAUAAGAGAUUUGCAUAGUGCCUCAAAACUCAUACCCACCGUUUGUACACAAAGUGCAAUGUAGAUCAUGGUAUACGGAAAGUCUACUUCGAGUAUAAACGUAAAAGUGAAAAUAGCGUUCCAGAAUAUCAUGUCUAUGGAGUAUUGUAUACCGAAUUGUAAAACGACUGAUAAAAAAGAUUUGGAUUAUUCGUGUAAUUUGGCUUUACUUGUAUUAAUUCGCUUCCAUUUUUUUCUUUCGUUUUAUCUAGUCUAAGUAUAAAUGGGAUGAUUUGUUUGAAUAGAUUUAAUAAUUCCUAUUCUCUUCCAGUAAUAUUUUAAGGUUUCUGAACCUUUAUGUAAUUCAGUGGGAUUUCCUAUUCCACUUAUUUGGAAAUCAUUAUUAUAUAGAUCCGUGUUGCACGAAUAACCUAAAGUCUUAUCAUUGUGUACAUAAUGUUUAUAUUAUAUCAGGUGUAUAUAAUUUAAAAAGAAACCAAUGUUUCAGCUGAAUUCAUUCUUGUUGCUUACUUCCGGGACGCGUAAAGAAUUUUAUAUGUUACUAUCAAGUAAUAAUUGAAAAGUCAAGAAGGUAUGACUUCAUUGAAUUAUUUCCGGUAUUAUUUAAAAAGAUUUCAGUGAAGCAUAUACAAAUGUAAAAUAAAUAAAUUCCGUAUUAUAAUUUCUUUAUCUUAUAAUAACAAGCAAAUGUUCUAUUAAUAAUAAAAAGAUCAUAUGCAAGCACUGA
Messenger RNA from Bombus huntii, 2695 nucleotides. It is a transcript of the gene Mgat1, whose product is annotated as alpha-1,3-mannosyl-glycoprotein 2-beta-N-acetylglucosaminyltransferase. The transcript is spliced from 11 exons. Gene Ontology annotation, biological process: protein N-linked glycosylation. Gene Ontology annotation, molecular function: alpha-1,3-mannosylglycoprotein 2-beta-N-acetylglucosaminyltransferase activity. Gene Ontology annotation, cellular component: Golgi apparatus. Lineage: Eukaryota; Metazoa; Arthropoda; Insecta; Hymenoptera; Apidae. The coding region runs from base 292 to 1728 and encodes 478 amino acids. The record is from RefSeq and is a predicted model, not a curated record.